Molecule: messenger RNA, 5023 nt
Organism: Periophthalmus magnuspinnatus
Lineage: Eukaryota; Metazoa; Chordata; Actinopteri; Gobiiformes; Gobiidae
Gene: cemip2
Product: cell migration inducing hyaluronidase 2
Exons: 24
Coding region: 207-4382 (1391 amino acids)
Source: RefSeq, a predicted model, not a curated record
ACCGAUUGAACGACAGCGCAGAGGCAAAAACAUCAUGUGAAGAACGAAAACUGAACACUAAAAGAUCCUGAGAGGUUUAGAGCAAAGGGGAACAAUUUGUUUGUUUCACCAUAACCGCGGGGGCCAGCGGGGAUCGGCGGAAAGUGGAUGGAAAUACUAGGAAGAGGAGCAGUGCAGUGUAACCAGCGGUGGCAGACAUAUAGACAAUGCCUACGAGUGAUGGCCAAGGCAGAUACCCAGUUUUUGCGGCCCCGCCCCCUGGCAACCACCAGAGAUCACCUGGUUACGUGCCCGGACGGGUGGUACCGGUCCGAUCACCACCUCCAGCCAAGGCCCCCCCACCUCCCCCGAUAAAACCUCAUGGUCCACCCCCACAGAGACCUGCCCCGUACAGCCGGACAGAGGACAGACGUCAGAAUUUACAAAGAAGAAAGAACACACUCAUUUGUUUUGGGGCCUCCAUGUGCACUUUCCUCCUGUCACUUAUUCUCAUCUUCAGCCUCUCAAAGCAUGAUGUGCUGGAUGAAAAUUGUCCAGAUCAUAAUCCUUCUCUGAGCAGCUGGAAUCCAGGCCAUCGACCAGACAAGUCCAUUGUCGUCAGAAAGGGACAUUUAUUUAGACUAGAAACCUCUGCUACGUUUCUAUCCCUAACAAUCCAAUCAGGAGGCAGAGUAGUUUUUGCAGACAGCCCUGAUGGAGCCAAAAACAUAACCCUCAGAACUGGGUACAUCCUCAUAGAAGAUGGUGGAGCUCUGCACAUUGGCGGUCCCAAAUGUCGAUAUCGUUCUCAUGCAUCUAUCGCACUGAUGGGUCGCUCAGACAGCCAAGCUCUCGUCGAUGUACCUAUCUUUGGCCGCAAGUUCAUUGGGGUCAUGAGUGGUGCAGUGCUGGAACUGCAUGGCACUGAAAGAAUCUCCUGGUCUCUGCUAACUCGCACCAUCCCAGUUUCUGGUUUAUCCACUGGAGGUUAUGCUUUACAACAAAACUUUAGCCGAGGCAUUAAUCUGCGUGUGGUGGACCAGGACACCUCUGCUGUCCUGUUGUUUGAGCGCUACGACACUCAUGAUUCCCGUAAUGACAGUCACCGGCUCACGCAGCUGCUCAGGGAUCUGCCUGAAGGACGAAUUGUGGCACUGGCUGUAGGAGAUUCAGCUGUUAAGAGUCUUCUGGAUGAGACCAAGAAGGCCAUUGAAGAGAGGCUGGGGAGCAGCUAUGUCUAUGAACUCAAGUACAGGCAGGCAUGGGCCCUGGUGUCAGUGGUUGGUGGUGGUAAUGCUUCUUGUUCAGAGGAUGUAAAGGAACAUGAAAACCAUGAAACUGCUGGCCAAGCUUGGGCAACACGCAACUUCACAACUGUCAAUGGAGUGGGCUUUUCUGUCAGUGCCUACAGUGAAUGGAAAAAUGGGGUUGCUAUCUCAGGCUUCCAGAUAGAUGCUCUUGACCAGGUUGUGUUGAAUCUUCAGGAUGAAGUACAGAAAAGUUGGAAACCUGGUGAUCAAGUGGUUGUGGCCAGUACUGACUACUCCAUGUACCAAGCAGAGGAGUUCACCCUGCUGCCCUGCCCUCACUGCAACAGCAGACAAGUUAGGAUACAAGGAAAACCACAGUAUAACCAUGUGGGAGAAAUUUUAGAUGGCAUUGAUAUGCGUGCUGAGGUCGCUCUACUCUCCAGAAAUAUUAUCAUCUAUGGAGAAAUGGAAAACGUUUGUUAUGGAGACAAUCUGUGCCAAUUCUUUAACCAUGAUACAUUUGGAGGCCAUAUCAAGAUCCUUGGUAACUUUUCCUCAGUUCAUCUUUCCCAUGUGGAGCUUAAGAACAUGGGCCAGCAGCGGGAGAGGGGCCGUUACCCAUUGCAUUUCCACAUGUGUGGAGACGUGGACCGGAAAGGAGGCUACUGGGAGCCCACAUAUGUAGAUGGACUCUCAAUACACCACUCUUUUUCACGCUGCCUUUCUAUUCAUGCCACCAAUGGUUUGCUGGUGAAAAACACAGUGGGUUAUGACACCCUGGGCCACUGCUUCUUUCUGGAGGAUGGUAUUGAACAACGAAACACUUUCUACCAUAACCUUGGCAUGCUCACACGGCCAGGGACUCUGCUGCCCACUGACCGCAAUGAGACGCUCUGCACAAGCAUCCGGGACAAAGUCUAUAAGGGCUAUACUCCCUCUCCCAGUACAGAAUGCAAGGCGGUUUCAACAUUCUGGAUUGCCAACCCAAACAACAACCUUAUCAGUAAUGCAGCUGCUGGUUCACAGGAUGCUGGCAUAUGGUUUGUUUUCCAUAGCACUUCCACUGGUGACUCUCAUGGACUAGUACCAGAAACCAAAGCAGAGCUCACUCCUCUUGGUGUUUUCUACAACAAUCGGGUACACUCUAAUUUUAAGGCAGGCCUCUUCAUUGAUAAAGGAGUGAAGACCUCCAAUUAUAGUGCUGCUGACCCCAGAGAAUAUCUGUGCCUGGACAACAAUGCUAGAUUUCGUCCUCAUGAAAAUGCUGAUCCAAGUCGACCUCGAGUGUCAGCUGUAAUUGACACAUUGAUCUCCUUCAAGAACAAUGACUUGGGCGCCUGGAUCAGAGGCGGUGACAUAGUCAUUCAGAACUCUGGUUUUGCAGACAACGGAGUGGGACUGUCCUUUGCUAGUGAUGGAAGUUACCCUAAGGAUGAAGGGUCCAGUCAGGAGGUGACACAGUCCCUAUUUGUAGGUGAAAGUCCAAACAGGGGAACCAUUGGGGGACAAAAUAAAUACUGGGGCCAAGGAGGAGUGGAUGGAAAGAAUAGGACGCUGCCCAGAAACAGGACGUUUCCAAUACGAGGAUUCCAGAUCUAUGAUGGCCCUGUACGGCUCACACAGAGUACUUUUCGGGGGUUUGUGCCCAGAGCUGAGCGCAACACCAGUGUAGUGGAGCGCUACACAAGUGCAGUGGGAUUUAACCUGAAGAAUACUUGGCAACUAACGCCCCGCAACAACUUGUCCCAGCUGGAAUUUCACCACACUGUGCGUCUGCGAGCAUUCUUUGGGCAUCCUGGUCAGUGGUUUGAGGAAAAUGACCUGGAUGGAGACAAGAACUCCAUCUUUCACGAUGUGGAUGGUUCAGUCACAGGUUACAGAGACACAUAUGUAGGAAGAGCAGACAAUUACCUAAUUCAGCAUCCAACCUGCAUCAGUAUACUGCGGUGGAAUGCAGUGGUUUGCAGUGGUCAAUAUGCUCAGGUGUAUAUACAAACUCAGGGAGCCCCCAGUCUUACCCUGUCCAUCAACCGAGAUGAAUAUCCAAAAUCACCCCUGGUACUGAGAGGGAUUAACCGCCAGGGGGCACUAUCACAGCAAUACCAGCCUAUCCUGAUGAUGAGCAAGAGCUACACGCUACACUGGAGUGGACCUGCUCCCAGAGAGGUGGUCCUUUCUCUGAUUAACUUCAACAAAGAUGACUGGGUUCUUGUGGGUUUGUGUUACCAACCUGACACAGCCUUUCAGAUCAUGGCUGACAUCAACGACAGACAAAGCAACACAUUUGAUGACCUCACAGACUAUGGCACAGUUUCAUCCCUUGAGGAGCUGCAAAAGAGGCCAAGAGAAAGAAAAUAUUUCUUUGAUCAAAACACAGGCUUGUUGUGGCUUUAUCUUCGGGCACGGCACAGCAGAGACGGUCACAGCUAUUGUUCUGUAAAAGGUUGUGAGAGAGUGAAGGUUCUGGCCACCACAACCUCCAAACAGACAUGUAACUGUACAACCAAAGCCUACCCCAAGUAUGAAAAGUCACCCUCCGCUACAGUGCCCAUGCCACCUCUGAGCACUGAGCCAUGCCAGAACUGUGGAGCUAAACAGACUGUAUUUUCCAGUGAACCAUGGACAGCUUAUCUCCAUACCCAAGUCAAGUCUCUCAGUAGCACAGAGCAGCAAAUGGGAGACAACAGCUCUUUCAUCACAGUGAACAAGGUAACCAUGGCCUUCUCUCAGUCUGGCUAUUUUGUGGUAUCUGUGGAUGCCUGUUCUGGUAAAGUGAUCAAGAACACCUUGUUUGGAAAAAUGGACUCCAAAAUGGAACAGCAUCUAAAAACAGGAAUACCAAAGAGGUCAAUAGUACUUAUGGCUACAAGAGGGCAAUUAGAUGGUGUGGCCAAGUUAGCACAGUAUCUAGUCUCCCUUGGUUUGGCCAAAGCUGCUCAUCUACAUGAUAAAGAGAGUGUGGCCCUCUGGGCUUUUCAAGGAGGUUCUACAGCACCUCCAUGGGUGAGACUUCAGGCCAGCCGGGGGACUGAUUUCUUGGGUGUUCAGGAGCGCUACCUGCCUCUGGCUUGGGCGUCGUAUGGAUGUCCACAGCCUAGUGCCCCAACACGCAAAGACCUAGAACUACUCAAAGCAGCCACAGAAACACAGUGACCAAUAUGAACCACAGAGAUAUUGUUGCACAAACUACACCAACACACAACCAGCUGAUGAAUGUGAACUUCUGAACCUUUAAUUUAUUAUAAAACAAACUGUAUACCAUUUCAAGAGGAAGGUAUUUGUAACUAGGAUUCUUUUUUAUGUUGUAAUUGAGUUUUGUAUCUUUAAAUCUUUAAUGAUGCUCAGCGCAGAUGACUCAAUGCACUUUCUGUUAAAGACACAACUUCCCCUUUACAAACUGAAAUGACCACAUCAUUAUUUAUUAAGUAUAACAAAAACUGAUACCAGUUUUACUGAAAAGGGAAGCAUACAUUUAAAAAAAAGUGCUAAACUCUUCUGUUCACAAAUGUUAUUUAUUAUCAAAGAGAUUUUAGCCUAACAAAGGAGAAGUACCACUGCAAGUGUCAUUUUACACAGCCUCUCCUUUAACAAUUCAUACAUAUGUAGUUGUAGUCGAUGACUGUAACACCAAAAUAUUGGAACUGGAAACCUGAUCAUCGUGCAGCUGCAAUCUACGUGUUAUAGCACCUUUAUGGAUUCCUACAUGGAUUUACUGGAUUAUUCCAUAUGUUCCUUUAUUUACAGUGCUGGCCACAGAGGCAGCAUUGGUGUAUGUAUAUAUGUGUAUACAAUAU